UUAUACAAUAAUGUAUUUGCGUCGAUAAAUACAGCACCUUAGUGCACUUCUAUGUUGAACUAUUUAGCUCGGGGUAUCUACGUGAUCAAAACUCAGUAACUACCUGUCGGUUUAGCUAGUAAAGGCUUUUGCACUUAUACAUUCUGAUCAGUUAUUGUGUUGGCUCAUGACAAAAUGGAAGAAGGAAAAUCACCCAAUAAAGCAAAAGAAGAAUUUGAUGUGAUUGUUAUUGGUUGUGGUCUGUCUGGAUUGACAGCUGCCUAUGAAAUUUUUAAAUUAGAUCCAAAUAUCAAAUUAUGUUUAUUAGAGGCCAAAGACCGUUUGGGUGGAAGAACUCUCACCAAUGAAAUUGACAUUGGUGAAGGACAGAAAGCAUCAUUUGAUUUUGGAGGACAGUGGGUAGCAUCAAGUCAACCAGAUAUUUUAGAAAUACUUGAAGAACUAAACAUUGAAACAUAUCCACAAUUUAUUGAUGGAACCAAAGUUAUGCAAGUUGGGCAUGACAAUGUUAUUCGUACUUACAAGUCUGAUAUCCCAAGUCUUGGAUCUUACUGGGGAAUUAUUGAACUACAACUGUUCAUUUGGAAAGCUGAGAGGUUAGCUAAGGAAAUUAGCAUUGAAGAUCCAUACUUGUGGGAAAAGGCUCAAGAAUACGAUGCAAUGACCAUGGAGACGUUUGUUAAGAAUAGUGCGCGCACUCAAGGUGUAAGAGACACCAUUCAAGCCGCUUGCCGUUCCGUAAUUGGAGCUGACCUAGAUCGUGUUUCAGCCCUCUUCUUCCUUGCAUAUGCUAAUUCAGCGGGGGGUGUCAUGAAACUCUUGAUGGCAACUGAGAAUGGCGCCCAAGAACUUCGCGUAAAAGGGGGCACGCAACAGAUAAGCGAAAUUUUAGCCGAUCGAAUUGGGCGAAAAAAUAUUCACCUGGAACAACCCGUGGCCUCUAUUUCCCAAUCUGAUGAAAGCGACUUGGUUACAGUUAAAACUUUGUCGGCGAAGAUUUUCAGGGCAAAGCAUGUGAUUGUCAGUAUUCCUCCCAAUUGCAUAACCCACGUACAGUUUUCACCUCCGCUCUUGGAGGAUCGAAGGCUUCUAAUGGAAAAUAUGCCAGUAGGGCAUCUAACAAAAUUCGUCAUUACGUACGACAAGACAUACUGGCGUGAAAAGGGCUUUUCCGGUGAGGUCGUGAGUAACGGCGGAGGACCUUUGUUAGGGUGCUCCACGGGUCCACUUAGCGUCGUUUAUGAUGCUACCAAUGAUAAAAACAUACCUGCUCUCGUAGGAUUUAUAGCCGGAAGGCCAGGAGUUGAAUGGCACCGUCAAACGGCAGCGGAACGUCGUUCGGCGGUUCUUAAUAGUCUUUCCGAUUGUUUUGGACCAUGGGCGUUGCAACCGACGAGCUUCACUGAGAAAAUAUGGGCCGAUGAAGAAUACAACGGAGGUUGUCCAGUCUCUUUCGGCGUUCCUGGAAUCAUGUUCACAUUCGGUAUUCUCCGUCGUCCGCAUGGUCGAAUUCACUGGUGCGGGACUGAAACAUCUACACACUGGGCUGGAUAUUUAAGUGGAGCGGUGCAGUCUGGAAGACGUGCAGCUUCCGAAGUGAUGAAACUUAGAGGUAAGAACGUCAUCGAAUUGGAGAAGCUAGCCUUUCGAAAACCAUAUGCAGACCAAAGUCCACCAUAUUCUUUACCCAAUUUAUUGACUCCUGUGAUUGUUGUAUUUGCCAUCGCUACAGCUUUCAUCGCUGUUUAUUUCCUAUAAUUUCUAGUUUUUCUUUCCAAAAUUUGCAGGAAAAGUGAAUUAGAUGGAAAUGUGUUAUUCAAAACUAUUAUUUUACUGAUCAUAUACAUUUAUUUACAAAUCAGAA
Daphnia pulicaria is the source of this 1864-nucleotide messenger RNA. RefSeq names its product probable flavin-containing monoamine oxidase A. Lineage: Eukaryota; Metazoa; Arthropoda; Branchiopoda; Diplostraca; Daphniidae. Gene Ontology annotation, molecular function: oxidoreductase activity. The coding region runs from base 175 to 1758 and encodes 527 amino acids. The transcript is spliced from 8 exons. The record is from RefSeq and is a predicted model, not a curated record.